AUGUCAUCCAGCUCUAUAUCUCGUCGUGUGCUAUCAAACUUAACUUCUCGACGGAUACCUGCUCUGAUCUCUUCAUCUCAAAUCACUCCUUCGAGGAACUAUUCUCAACGAGUGUUGACUUCAAACUUGAUUCAAAAUCAAACUCGAUCUAUUCAAACAUCUACUGAUGCUUCAAAAAUCAACAAGGAUAAUGUUCCAUCCGAUCCAGAGGAACAUUUUACGAUCAAUUUAGACCCAGAAUACUAUCAAAGUUAUAAAUGUGAUCCACCUUCACUGGAAUUACCUAUGACUAAAUCGGCAUUAGUAGAGAUGUAUCGAUUGAUGGUCACCAUGCGAAGAAUGGAAAUGGCAGCUGAUGCGCUUUAUAAACAAAAGCUUAUCAGAGGUUUUUGUCAUCUUGCUAUUGGUCAAGAGGCCGUUAGUGUUGGAAUGGAGACAGCCAUCGAAACUGAAGAUAAACUUAUUACUGCUUACCGAUGCCAUCCUUUUGCUGUUCUCAGAGGUGGAACCAUCAAGGGUGUCAUUGCUGAACUCUUAGGUCGACAGGAUGGUAUGUCAUCAGGUAAAGGUGGCUCUAUGCACAUCUUCACCAAAACCUUUUUCGGAGGAAACGGGAUCGUAGGUGCUCAAGUUCCAGUUGGAGCCGGUCUCGCCUUAGCACAAAAGUACUUGGAUCAAGAUAACAAAUAUGCUACCUUUAUCAUGUAUGGUGAUGGAGCAUCUAAUCAAGGUCAAGUCUUUGAGGCCUUCAACAUGGCUAAACUUUGGAACUUGCCGGCUGUGUUUGUGUGUGAGAACAACUUGUAUGGAAUGGGUACUAGUUCAGCUCGAUCAAGUAGCAACACCAAAUACUUUACUCGUGGUGAUCAAAUUCCUGGACUACAGGUUAAUGGAAUGGACGUCUUAUCCGUUCAUAAUGCUUGCAAAUACGCUAAAGAAUGGACUACCGCUGGAAAAGGUCCAUUGCUUUUAGAAUUCAUUACUUAUCGAUAUGGAGGACAUUCGAUGUCUGAUCCAGGUACUACUUACCGAACUCGUGAAGAGAUUCAACAUAUGCGUUCUACCAAUGAUCCUAUCUCUGGUCUUAGGAAUCGAAUCUUGGAAGCUGGAGUAGUAGAAGAAGCUGAAUUGAAAAAGAUUGAUAAGGCUGCUAAGAUUGAAGUCGAUCAAGCUGUUGAAGAAGCUAAGAAGAGUCCUGAACCUGACCCAACCAAGGAUAUGUGGACUGAUGUCUAUUUCAAAGGUACUGCACCUCGGUGGUUAAGAGGACGAGAGAAAGAAGAAGUUCAUCACUACUCUGCUGAAGAAUGUGCCGGUGAGGAUGAAUUGAUUUCUACUUUUUUAAGAUUUCCAAAAAAGCAAAUUGAAUUUUGA
This is a messenger RNA of Melampsora larici-populina 98AG31, 1374 nucleotides long. RefSeq lists its product as uncharacterized. The record is from RefSeq and is a predicted model, not a curated record. Gene Ontology annotation, biological process: pyruvate decarboxylation to acetyl-CoA. Gene Ontology annotation, molecular function: pyruvate dehydrogenase (acetyl-transferring) activity. The transcript is spliced from 7 exons. Gene Ontology annotation, cellular component: intracellular membrane-bounded organelle. NCBI's taxonomy places the organism in Eukaryota, Fungi, Basidiomycota, Pucciniomycetes, Pucciniales, Melampsoraceae. Bases 1 to 1374 code for a protein of 457 amino acids.